Messenger RNA from Fusarium redolens, 360 nucleotides. RefSeq lists its product as uncharacterized. NCBI's taxonomy places the organism in Eukaryota, Fungi, Ascomycota, Sordariomycetes, Hypocreales, Nectriaceae. The transcript has 3 exons. Bases 1 to 360 code for a protein of 119 amino acids. The record is from RefSeq and is a predicted model, not a curated record.
AUGUCUGAUACGGAGAAAACAAACCUGACUCCCGCUCCUGCGGCGGAGCAGACCCUUGGCAUGCGUAAGAAUGGCAAGCAAUGGCAUGCCCCCAAGAAGGCUUUCCGACCUACCGCUGGCUUGAAGUCAUAUGAGAAGCGAACGCAAGAGCGUGCUCUCAUGGCGCAAGUCAAGGCCAAGGAGAAGGAGAUGAAGGACGAGAAGGAACAGGAGCGCCAGCGCAAGAUUGCAGCUAUUAAGGAGAAGCGAUCAAAGAAGGAGGAGACUGAGCGAUACGAGAAGAUGGCCGAGAAGAUGCACAAGAAGCGAGUCGAGCGACUAAAGCGCAAGGAGAAGCGAAACAAGCUGAUCAACUCAUGA